CACAAUAUAUUAACCUUUGAAAUGAAACACUAUCCCUUAAAUUAAAUAUUCAUCCUUGCCUUCAUCCUACAAACUUUCUGGAUUGGGGCCGCCAUUUUGCGAUCGGCCAUGUCUGCGCAAGUUACCAUGGCUUCAUCUGGGUAGCUGGGAGAGCUAGUUCGCUGUUUCCUCAUCACCAUGGAGAUCCACUCAAAGGUGGACUUGGUCAGUUGUAUCUGUGUUCUCCUUGUAUGGACGACCUCUAAUGCCGACGAGGGGCUGCUGCUGCUGGCGAGGGCAGGGGGACGCUACGACCCGCUCCAGCUCUGGUUCAGCUCCCCCCGGAAACUGUGGGCGGUCAACCAGUGCGCUAAAGACGAGACAGACAGUUUCAGGAACCACAGCAUCAAAGGCAACUUCCGUAGUCCUACCAUAGACAACCUGACAUCGUACAACACAGUGGAGCUGGAACUGGUGGUGUACAGUGGAUUCGGAGAUGAGCUGCUGAACGUAAAGGGAUGUAAGAUGAUGGACGAGAAUAGGACACUGCAAUGUGAUGACAAAACAUUUGGCAAGGUGAUUGGUGCCCAAUUAGACAGAUUGGGAGGGUUUGUAUUGAAGACAGAGACUGGGGACAAGAUGUUGACGAUGAUGUACGACAGCACGUACUACUUCGACAACGCCACCACCAGAGAGCGUCUACUGCUACCUUUCCUGAAUCGCAUAGCUAAACCACCAAACACAGGUUACGAGGGUUGUCAUGACGUGGUACAGGACAAAGUGUUCCGUAUGGAUCGUAUGUCACUGGAGACAUGUUUCAAGAAUUGCACCAAAUUUGCCACGAUUAAGAACCCAUUGUGCGGGUGUCUGGAGACAUUUGAAGGGAAGCAUCAACUCGAUGACCGGAAGUGCAGUUUUCUAUGCUUAGGCAACAACAACCAGACGUGUGGCGGGGACAAUGCCACAAGCGUGUAUGACGUCACAAGUUACAUGGAGUUCAAGAAAUUCACGGAGAGUGUGGAUACCGGGGCGACGGAACUUGCCUCAGCACAAGUCACAGACAGCAACAGCACCAUCGUGGUUCCACCAUUUCCGUCUAAAACGUACGUCACACGCAUCAAGAUUGAGGAAGACACGGAAUGCAGUCUCACCAACAUCUACUUCAACGUCUCCGGCCCCAAGUACAACGUCAUCUUCGAUGAGGAUUGUAAAGGCUUGCGCAACACAUCGCGGACCGUACACGGAAGAGAGGAGAUGUGGCAGGCCGGUCCCGUCCUGGCUUGCCGUGUGAUGAUCGAGCCAAUCCCUCACAACUGCACUUUCCAUAAGUCUGCGUUCACCUUCUACGGCACUUCAGCCACUUCAGAUGUGUUUGACGUCGGUCGAGGCUACAUCGGAAUCAGAGGGAGAUGGUCCAAUGAAACACAAACAACGACAACCACCUCAACUACUCCUGAAACAUCUACAAGCGUCACUACGAUCGACACCACAACAUCGGAGACGUCGACCACACAAACAACAGGGGGACAUGAUAAAACUCCAGCUCCGAGUAGCACUAGCUCGCCACAAAAUGUCACCAAUACAUCUGUAACAGGCAUGUUGACAACGACACAACACAUCAGCUUCACGUCGAGCCAUCAAGGGGAGACAACCCAGGAAGAUUCUUCUACCAAAUCAACAGAUGCAUCCUCCUCCACGAGUCGGACGACUACACAGGCGUCCUCUGCUGCAACGUCUACUGAUCUCAACCCCAACGUGACCAGCCCGGCUCCUGCCAUGACGAAAGCCUGCACGUGCCUCUGUAAAUCCAAACCCCUCAAGAAGAACCAAACCAAGGUGAUGGCCGCUAAGGAGAAGGCGAUCAAGAUACAGAAGGAGCUGAAAGUCGACACCAUGAACCUCUCUUCAUCUGUGAGAAAGAAGGUCAGCGCUCCUGACUCCAGAACGACCGCAGCCGUCGGGGGCUACCUCGGCAUCUGCCUCCUCACCAUCGCCCUUGGCUCCCUCAUCCUCGCCGACAUCACCUCCAUCACCAGACAUAUACAACUACUGCGGAGGAACAUCAGCGGCCCGUCGCCGCCUGUCAAGAAAAUAAAAAAGUAAUAGAUGUCGAUUAGAACAGAGUUGUGUUAGGAUGGAGGCUACGGUGGCUUGCAUGACAAUACUUCGGGGGCUUGUUGCAUGCGAUACGUUUCUCCAUCACCCUAAAUACUUAUGGCCGAUAUGAUUCUCGUGUCGCGUGUCUAUUUUUAAUCAGGUAAGAUAUUGAAGCCGUGUAAUAUAAAUAAAGAGAGUAAUUCAAUUCAGUUUAUUCAUAUAUAACUGUUGGGCCACGGGCCAACAAAAGAGAAUACUCAUCGAUCCCGAUUGCGUGGAUCGAUGCUCAUGAUAUCAAUCACUGGAUUGUCUGGUCCAGACUCGAUUAUUUACAGACCGCCGUCAUAUAGCUUGAAUA
Haliotis rufescens (red abalone) is the source of this 2434-nucleotide messenger RNA. RefSeq names its product serine-rich adhesin for platelets-like. The transcript has 14 exons. Lineage: Eukaryota; Metazoa; Mollusca; Gastropoda; Lepetellida; Haliotidae. The record is from RefSeq and is a predicted model, not a curated record. The coding region runs from base 178 to 2082 and encodes 634 amino acids.